ACUCCCAACUUCAGGAAGUUGGAACUUUCUUUAUACGAGUCGAGUUUUAACUGACGUUUCAGCGAUAAAUUAACUCGUUUUAGACAAAAAAACGAGCAGCAGGGGGAUUUAUUAUUGUUUAUUUCUUUGUAUGAUAUAAGGAAGUAGCUUUGUGGAUCAACUUUGUUCGAGUCGGAGAAGCAGCAGGACUUAAAACUGACUGAAGAUGUUAGCAUCGAGUCUGUUAGCUAACUACUGUACAGAGCUACAUGAUGACCAGGCUCUUAAGGUGGACAAAUACCUGCACCACUUCCAGCUGUCAGAUAAGACUUUGAUGGAUCUGUCAGUGAGGUUUCGGAGAGAGAUGGACCGAGGUCUGAGCCGAGACACCAACCCCACCGCUGCCGUCAAGAUGCUGCCCACGUUCGUGCGCUCCACUCCUGAUGGAACAGAGCAAGGGGAAUUCCUGGCUCUUGAUCUCGGAGGAUCGAACUUCCGGGUGCUCCUGGUCAAAGUUAUGGCUAACGGCAAGCAAGAGGUGGAGAUGGAAAAUCAGAUUUAUGAGAUUCCUGAACACAUCAUGAGAGGCUGCGGCUCUGAGCUGUUCGACCACAUCGCUGAUUGUCUAGCUAACUUCCUGGAGAAGUUGGGCAUAAAGGAUAAGAAGCUGCCUCUGGGCUUCACCUUCUCGUUUCCCUGUCAGCAGACCAAGUUGGAUGAGAGUGUUCUGGUUUAUUGGACCAAAAGCUUCAGAGCAUACGGAGUAGAGGGAAAGGAUGUGGUCAGCCUUCUGAAGAAAUCCAUCCAAAAACGAGGCGACUUUGACGUUGACAUUCUGGCUGUGAUCAAUGACACAGUGGGCACCAUGAUGACCUGCGGCUACGACGACCAUCACUGUGAAAUUGGCCUCAUUGUGGGAACUGGCACCAACGCCUGCUACAUGGAGCAGAUGAGGAACCUGGAGCUGCUGGAUGGGGACGAGGGCCGGAUGUGUGUGAACACAGAGUGGGGCGCUUUCGGAGACGAUGGCGCUCUGGAGGACCUGCGCACACACGUGGAUCGGGAGAUAGAUGCAGGAUCUCUGAACCCUGGCAAGCAGCUGUUUGAGAAGAUGAUCAGCGGCCUGUACCUGGGGGGAAGUGGUGCGGUCUCAUCCUGGUGAGGAUGACCAAAGAAAAGCUGCUGUUCCAGGGCAAGACUUCAGACAAAGCUCCUCAAAAACAGGGAGCUUCAGCACCAGCUUCAAUCUACGGCAAUCGACACUGACAAGUACGUGUGGUGUG
Messenger RNA from Gymnodraco acuticeps, 1262 nucleotides. RefSeq names its product hexokinase-2-like. The record is from RefSeq and is a predicted model, not a curated record. The transcript has 8 exons. Gene Ontology annotation, cellular component: cytosol; mitochondrion. Gene Ontology annotation, molecular function: fructokinase activity; mannokinase activity; D-glucose binding. Gene Ontology annotation, biological process: intracellular glucose homeostasis; glycolytic process; glucose 6-phosphate metabolic process. Bases 206 to 1141 code for a protein of 311 amino acids. NCBI's taxonomy places the organism in Eukaryota, Metazoa, Chordata, Actinopteri, Perciformes, Bathydraconidae.